AUGUUCCGGGUAUCAUUUCCAGCAUUCUAUGCCAAGUAUGAAGCUGCCUUUCUCACUGGCCGUUGGACAGUAACUGAUCCAGGGCCCCUCCUUGGAAGAGUCUUGAUGUGGAAACUACAAGUCAUGCCCCAUCAGGACUUGUUGCACAUGACGGAACAAAGCUCAGGCAACUCACCUCGGGCAUUCAAGCAUGGCCUUAUCUGGUGGAAGAUUAUGAUCCAUGGAUUCAUAGAUGGCUACUCCCAAUAUAUUACCGGCCUUCGCGCACAUAAUAAUAAUCAUGCACAAACUGUCUUGGAACUUUUUCAAGAUAUAAGUGGUAAGACUCAAAGAUAUGCAGUCUAG
Molecule: messenger RNA, 345 nt
Organism: Suillus clintonianus
Lineage: Eukaryota; Fungi; Basidiomycota; Agaricomycetes; Boletales; Suillaceae
Exons: 3
Coding region: 1-345 (114 amino acids)
Source: RefSeq, a predicted model, not a curated record